Molecule: messenger RNA, 2697 nt
Organism: Pelobates fuscus (common spadefoot toad)
Lineage: Eukaryota; Metazoa; Chordata; Amphibia; Anura; Pelobatidae
Product: patched domain-containing protein 3
Exons: 4
Coding region: 1-2697 (898 amino acids)
Cellular component (GO): membrane
Source: RefSeq, a predicted model, not a curated record
AUGGCUGGCUUCCAUACAGAUUGUAUAGAGAAACCUCUCUCCCGUGGUUUCAGGCAACUAGGAUGGCUGAUUGGCAGAUACCCCUGGUGGUUUCUUGUGAUUCCUAUCCUUGUAUCUGCAGGGCUAGGAGCUGGUUUUUAUUUUUUACCACAGAGAGAAGCAUAUGACAUAGAAGAGCAAUUUACACCUAUCGGAGGACCAGCCAAGAAAGAGAGAGACUUUAUAAAAACACAUUUCCCAGUCAACGACACUGGACAGUUUUCUGCUACACGACUUUAUACAGAAGGUUCUUUUGUUUCGUUGAUUGCAGUCAGUUUGUUUGAUAACGUUCUGACAGCAAACACAUUUAGAGAACUCUUGAAAUUGGACGAGAAGGUGAGAAGUUUGAAUGUCUCAACGUCAGAUCUUGGGAAGGAAGAGAACCUUACUUUUUCCCAGCUGUGUGCAGAGAUCCAGGGUCUCCAAUGUCUUGACUCAAACCCUUUGCUAAGUGCAGUGCAAAGUAACCCUGAUAAAAUAGAGACAAUCUAUGUGACUUAUCCAAUGUUCCAGAAUACAUUUCUGGGGACGUAUCUUGGAGGAGUCAUGCUGGGCCCAGAAGAAAUUGUACAGAAAGCCCGUGCAGUGAGAUUAGUGUAUUACCUGAGAGAAGACAGUGGUCAAGACAAAGCUAAAAGCUUACUAUGGAUCAACCACUUCAUCAAUUCCAUCCCAAAUGAAAUCAGUACAUUGAAUUUGACAAAUAUAGAGGUAUCUUAUUUCACUUCAGUGUCCAGACAAACAGAAUUUGAAGAUGCCACAAAAUCUGUGAUCCCUCUAUAUUCCAUUACAUAUUUUGUGACUAUAACAUUUUCUAUCAUGUCAUGCACAAGAAUGGACAGUGUGAGAAACAAGGUGUGGGUCGCUUCCUUUGGAGUAAUUUCAGCUGGGUUAGCGGUCCUGUGUAGUUUCGGUUUGCUGUUAUUUUGUGGGGUUACUUUCGUUGUUACAGUAUCCAAUGCCCCGUUUCUUAUUUUAGGUGUUGGAGUGGAUGAUAUGUUCAUUAUGAUUUCAAGCUGGCAGCAAACUCAAGUUAAGAAGUCUGUCGAAGAAAGAAUGGCGGACACAUAUGCAGAAGCGGCUGUAUCAAUUACUAUAACGACUCUUACUGAUGUUCUUGCCUUUUACAUAGGAAUUAUGACAACUUUUGGAUCAGUGCAGUCAUUUUGUAUAUAUACUGGAACUGCCUUAGUGUUUUGUUUUAUAUAUAACCUUACCUGUUUUGGUGCAUUUUUGGCUCUCAAUGGCAGAAGGGAAGAGAGUAAUAGGCAUUGGUUGGUUUGUAAAAAAGUAGAAAAACAUGCUGACAGCGAACGUUCGGCUUUCUACAAAGCCUGUUGUGUUGGGGGAGCAUAUGACCAGACAACAGGUAAGGAGGUAGAACAUCUGGCUACUGGCUUUUUCCAUAAAUAUUAUGGGCCAUUUCUCACAAACAUCUGGGUCAAAAUUAUGGUUGUCAUGUUGUAUGGUGGAUAUUUAGCCAGUGGUAUUUAUGGGUGUCUUCAAGUACAGGAAGGAAUUGACCUAAGUAAUUUGGCUUCUGACGAUUCUUAUGUAUCUUCAUUUUAUGACAAAGAGGAAAAAUACUUUUCAGAGUAUGGUCCGAGAGUUAUGGUUGCUAUUACCAAAGAGGUCCCAUACUGGAAUUCAGAUGUUCGUAAUAAAAUCGAACGUUGCAUGGAAUCGUUUGAAAAUAAUUCCUAUGUUAACAAAGCAUUUUCUGAGUCAUGGCUGAGAGUAUAUGUUACUGUUGCAGAACGAUUUAAUCUGGACUUAAACAAUCAGAAUUAUUUUAUUGGAAAUGUCAGUAGGUUGUUUGUUAUUUUCCCUGAAUUUCAGCAAGAUAUGCAAUUGGAAUUGGAUGUCAUAAAAGCUUCACGUUUUUUUAUUCAGACUGUUAAUGUAACCACUGCAGUUGAUGAAAAAAAUAUGUUAAUCCAGCUCAGAGAUAUAGCAAAGGACUGUGAUAUUCCAUUAUUGGUAUAUCAUCCAGCAUUUAUAUAUUUUGACCAAUAUACGGUUAUCAUUCAGAACACUAUUCAAAAUGUCCUUGUGGCUGCUGCCGCUAUGUUUGUUAUCUCGAUACUCUUAAUUCCAAACCCACUCUGUGCACUGUGGGUGACUUUCGCAAUCGCCUCCAUCAUUGUUGGUGUCACUGGUUUCAUGUCUUACUGGCAGGUAAAUCUAGAUUCUAUAUCAAUGAUCAACCUUGUUAUUUGUAUCGGGUUUUCAGUUGACUUCUCAGCUCAUAUUUCAUACGCUUAUGUUUCCAACAAGAAACCAAAGGCAAAUGACAGAAUAAUCGAUGCCCUGCAUUCUCUGGGUUACCCCAUUUUACAGGGAGGUUUAUCAACAAUCUUGGGGGUGGUUGCACUUUCUGCCUCAGCGAGUUAUAUCUUUAGAACUUUUUUUAAGAUAAUUUUUCUUGUCAUUGCGUUUGGCAUGCUCCAUGGGCUAGUUUUUCUGCCGGUGUUUUUAACUCUGUUUGGAAAUUGUGGAAAAAAACCUAAGGUUGAUAAGUCAGAUCAUGAGCUGUGCACUGGUACAAUUAAAAAUCCACACAGCCUUGAUUUUUCAGGAGACCAUCAGGGACAAAAUGACAAUAGCUCACAUUACAAGUUUCAAAACCGAUACAGGUCUGAUCCUGACUGCCCAUAG